CAUAUAAUAAUAACUGAUAUUUAGUCAUUAUGUAUGCUUAUGAGGAGGAAGAUGAUCCUGCAGAUAAUUACCAGAAAUCUGUUCGAGAUCGGGCCAAUAUCAGUUUGAAUGAAUUGGAGGAUGUCCUCAUGGGGACUGGAAAUAGUCCCAAUAACUCUAUCACCUCCUAUGCCAAGAGCCAACUUAAAACCUCUGUACAUCCACGUACACUCAGGUGGUAUGAAGACUCUGGGCGCCCACAGAAAUACAAAGAUGCUUCCCAUCAACUUGGUAACAUUCUCAGCUCACAGCCAGACAAACAGUAUACACAGAAAGUCAGUGCACCAGAAUCACAGAAAGCAGCCCCUGGUCCUAUGCCAUCUGUUGAAGAAGCAGCAGCCAUUCUUCAAACCCAGACAAGUUACAUUCACCAGUUGGAAAACGAAAACAGAUACAUAAAGGAAGAACUGUUUGCACUGAGAGCAAAAGUUGGGGAACUUUUGGAUGAAAACAGGAGACUUCAUGAUGAGUUAAAGAAAAGUGUGAUGCAAGAAUUGUUUGGUGUGAACGGGGACUUUUCCAAGGUGGACGACUCCUUCCUUUUAGAUGAUGAAAGGCAGGCUUUCCAAAGUCGUGAUAUUCGAAACAUACAGAUAGAGAUGGAGCGCUUAAGUUCCAUCCAUGCUGCUCGGACAGAGAGACUUGAAUCCCAACUAGCACAUUCCAGAGAGGAGAUUCAGCGAUAUGAGCAGAUAACAGAGGAUUUAAGGUCGCAACUACGCAUGAGGGAUGUUAUCCCAACUAGAGAGGACGGAAUGUUUAUUGAUACUGCCUACCUGUCCGACGCUCACAAGGGCUUCCACAAGCAGACCAUAGACAGGCUGACAAAGGAACGGGAUGAACUGAUGGAACAUGUCACAGUUCUCAAGGGGCGUGUCUCAGAGAUGGUUGGGCGUGAGGAGGAAGCUUACCAACAGAUGAAAAAAGGCAUUGAACUUGUGGAGCAGGCUCAGUUUGAGCAAACACAGGCCAUGGUACAUAAGGAGCAGCUGACUGAAGAGCUCAAUAAUAUGAGAAAAAGGUUUGAUGCUCAUAUCAAUGACACGCAAAUUAAGAUGAAUGAAGAUCGGGAAGCAGUGCGACGUGAAAAUAACACCAUUGUAGAGGAACUGAAUGGCAAGAUAAAAGAACUCAAUCUUCAAACGGCUGCUAUGUCUACACAAAUGGAUAAAGUCACACGAGACAAAGUUGCUCUCAUCAAUGAAUUGGAUGAACUGAAGGUGCAGUUACGACGCUAUGAUAAGGAGGCAGCUAUGUCCACAGACACAUUUCAUGCAGAGUCUACCAAUGCUAGCCUACAGAAAAGUCAGGCUCAACAGGAGGCUGCUCGUCUGAGGAAGGACAUGGACAUACUGCGUCGUGCAAAGGAUCAGGAAAGGACACAGCUACAAAUGGAGUUGGACGAUGCCCGACGACGUCUGCAGAAGGCUGAACGAGAUCUAGUAAACAGCAAAGAAGAGUGUAUUCAUCACACCACAACUACACAGGCCCUAGAGAGAGAGCUACAUCUGGCUAAACUAGCCAGAGAUAGUAUUGAGCGAGGACGUAACGAAGAUCUUAAGGCCAUAUCUCACCGGUCACAGCACCGCGAAGAGGAACUUAACACUUAUAUAGAUGAGAUAGAGGACAAACAUGCACGGACAUCCCAUGAUAUGGAUGUUAUGAUUAAACGACAAAAUAAAUUGAUCGGGAAGUUAAGGGAUGAAUGUAAGCGACAAGCUGCCCAGAUAGAAACACUGACCAAGAGAAACAGGACCCAAAAUGGUAAUUUAAAAAAGCAAAAUGAAGAGUUGCGAAUGCGCCUGGAUCGUGCUGUGACCCGCCUAAAGGAUCUGGAAGACACUGGAGAUCAACAUUCUCGUGUACAUGAAAAAAUGAAGGAGAGGCUGAAGAUGAUGGAUGAUCAUACGCAGACUCAAUCACAGCAGGUACUAGACCUCAUAGCUAGUCAGAGUAAGCUUAACCGAGACCGUCAGUUACUAGCACGGGAAGUGGAGUUUCUCCGCCGACAAAUUGCCCAAUCAACUGAGGAGGAGCUACAAAAAUACUUUUCUUCAAAUAAAGGACUUGUUGAUGAGAUUCUUACAAAUGUCUCUUCAGAAGAACGUGAGAAAAACUUUACACCCAAAGACAAGGUGACAUUCAGUGAGGGCAUUGAGACAUGACAAGGUGACUUCAGUGAGGACAUUGUGACAUGACAAGGUGACAUUCAGUGAGGGAGGACAUUAUGACAUGACAUGGUGACUUCAGUGAGGAUUGUGACAUGACAAGGUGACUUCAGUGAGAAUCGUGACAUGACAAGGUGACUUCAGUGAGAUUUGUGACAUGACAAGGUGACUUCAGUGAGGAUCGUGACAUGACAAGGUGACUUCAGUGAGGAUCGUGACAUGACAAGGUGACUUCAGUGAGAAUUGUGACAUGACAAGGUGACUUCAGUGAGGACAUUGUGACAUGACAAGGUGACUUCAUUGAGGACAUUGUGACAUGACAAGGUGACUUCAGUGAUGAUUGUGACAUGACAAGGUGACUUCAGUGAUGAUCGUGAUGAUCGUGACAUGACAAGGUGACUUCAGUGAUGAUCGUGACAUGACAAGGUGAUUUCAGUGAGGACAUUGUGACAUGACAAGGUGACUUCAGUGAGGACAUUGUGACAUGACAAGGUGUCUUUAGUGAGGACAUUGUGACAUGACAAGGUGACUUCAGUGAGGACAUUGUGACAUGACAAGGUGACUUCAGUGAGGACAUUGUGACAUGACAAGGUGACUUCAGUGAGGACAUUGUGACAUGACAAGGUGACUUCAGUGAGGACAUUGUGACAUGACAAGGUGACUUCAGUGAGAAUCGUGACAUGACAUGGUGACUUCAGUGAGGACAUUGUGACUUGAAGUACAGGACAUAAUGAUGACAUUAAUGAUAUAUUAACUGUGGAUGAAUGUGAUCAGUAGGUUGUGUCUGAGCAGGCAGAACUGAAAUAUGUGAUAUUGUACAAAUUAGUGCCCAGUGAUCCAUAUCUCCUUCACAGGUGUACCAAGUCAUCCAUAUCUCCCUCACAUGAAUCAUAAGUCAAAAUCAGCUCAGUUCUAAUAUACUGAAAUACAAAGCAAAUUAAUAGUGGUUUUAAUAGUGGUAAAGAAACCAUCUGUGAGAGAGAACCUUUUUAUGAUUGUUAGAGAAUUUAGUAAUGGUUGUUCGUCAUGGAAAAUUGAGAUUGUUUGGAGAUGUGAUGACGUCAGGAUGGUGUAAAUCCCAGUUCUAAGUGUGCUGGUCACUAUUAUAUUAUAACAGUUACAUGUAUAUUUUAUAGUAUUUUCUGUACUAGCUUUAUUAUGUCCAUUAUCACAGUCAGAAAUUACAAAUAAAUAAAA
This is a messenger RNA of Ylistrum balloti, 3404 nucleotides long. RefSeq names its product serologically defined colon cancer antigen 8 homolog. NCBI's taxonomy places the organism in Eukaryota, Metazoa, Mollusca, Bivalvia, Pectinida, Pectinidae. Gene Ontology annotation, biological process: establishment of cell polarity; centrosome cycle; tube formation. The transcript has 14 exons. Gene Ontology annotation, cellular component: centriole; centrosome. The coding region runs from base 30 to 2204 and encodes 724 amino acids. The record is from RefSeq and is a predicted model, not a curated record.